Molecule: messenger RNA, 771 nt
Organism: Penicillium chermesinum
Lineage: Eukaryota; Fungi; Ascomycota; Eurotiomycetes; Eurotiales; Aspergillaceae
Exons: 2
Coding region: 1-771 (256 amino acids)
Source: RefSeq, a predicted model, not a curated record
AUGUCCAACCGCCUAAACCCCAACGACAUCCCAGCACACGCCAUCCUGCUCGACCUCGCAGAACACGCCAUGAACGACUCAGGCUCCGAGUUCUACUCCGACUCCGAGGACGGCGGCAUGCAGCUUGACCCCCCGGAGCCUACACUGGGCCACUACAGCAUGGCCCACGACCCCCUUCGCCUACAGCCCGCAUACACCCACCCUGCAGACCCCGCCUUUUCCCACCCCGCCGCCGCAAAGCCCCUCCCGCCACGCCCGCGCAUGAGCGAAGAAGAAUACGCCGCGCUGGCAGUUCUAAACGACGAAGAGUUGCUAACCAUCUACGCUCUGAAAUCUGGACAGGUAAGACUGCGAUCAAAUUUUGCUUCAACCAGCCCCUCCCCUCUCUUUUUCCCAUCCCAUCUCAGACCACUUCUAACAAGCCAGACUAUCCCUCAAACCCGCCGCCGGUUCCAGGCCAAACUGCUCUCCGGUGGCGAUCCGCACGUCGAAGAGGAGAUGUUUGCUGCGCGGUUCGCGGUCCCGGCCGCCAAGGCGCAUCUCGUGCCGGGGCUGAAUAGGGUAGGUGCGGGGACGCCGGAGACGGCGCUGGAUUUGAAUAAUGCGCAGGCGUUUCUGGUGCCGGGAGCGUGGAAGGAGGUAGUUGAUCAUGAUGAGAGUGGGUGGUGGGCCCCGGGGCAGAGGAAGCGAGGGGAUGGGAAGAGGAGGGGUGAAUCGAGGGGGUCGGGGGAGAAUUCGGGGAUGGCGUCCAGGUCUGUUUCUAGGAGUUAG